Molecule: messenger RNA, 1794 nt
Organism: Neoarthrinium moseri
Lineage: Eukaryota; Fungi; Ascomycota; Sordariomycetes; Amphisphaeriales; Apiosporaceae
Exons: 1
Coding region: 1-1794 (597 amino acids)
Source: RefSeq, a predicted model, not a curated record
AUGCCGAACUGGACUGCCCGUCUCCCCUUCCGUCGCGGAACCAACACUGCCUAUCAAGCCAGUAUGGCUGAUUCUUGUGACCCCACAGAGUCAUGCUUCCCUCAGAACACGCCCAGCUCUGCUGCUGCUGGGCCUUCGAUCCUCAAGAAGGGCUCUAAGAUUAGCAUCCCCCAGAUCAUCAUCACUCUUGACCCUUCGGAUGAAAACGAUGGACAUUGCAAAUCCAAGUUUAUCGAUAUCAUUCCGGCCACAGAGCGCCCCAUGUACAUUGUCACCUACAACGGUGGAGAGUAUCACCGCAUCCGGCCUACCCCGAUUCAGAGUCAGGAUCCCUUCAUCCACGCCAGUCCUAACAAGCGACUUGCUGCAUCCAUCGAGUCGGGGUCUCUCAAAACAGGUAUCUGCCGCAUUUCGGAAUGCGAGUACUGUAACCUGUGUGAUCGCUUCAACAUCGACGCCUUUGCUGAACAGAAGGCGCUGCUCGGCGAAAGCAACCUCUGGAACGACUGGGACCCUUACUUCCACUGGAUCAUGAACGAACAAAUCCCACACUUUGGCGACGACAACCUGGGGUCUGGUAGCAAGAAGACUGGUCCGUGCUGGAUCAGUGACUGCGAAACUUGCUCAGCCGAAGAUCGCGAAACCCUAUCCAACGAAGAGUGCAAUUGUAGUCGUAACAAGAAGAGUUUGACUAUCAAGUGCAUAUGCCGCCAUCGGCAACCAUAUCAUGGGUGCAGGGCCGUCACGAAAGGGGUCCGUAAAGUCCCAGCAUUUCCAUCCCGCCUUUGCACUAUUCCGGCCAACCGCCCCAACGGUAAAUGCACUCACUGCAAGGAGAUGAAUUAUCUAUUGUCUAGUCUACACAAAGGAGGCCACAGUAUCACGGAUUUCACAGACAUGGAGAAGUUUCAUAACCAUAUUUUACUCCGCCGACUUGCAUUUGCUCUCAGCCCUAAGGCAGCCCGGCCUUCAGACGUGGGGCCGCUGACUUUCAACCACGUCUUCGGGGUUGUGACCUUCGACCUCCCGUCGCCGGUUCCCAAGAGUGUUGUCUUUUCCAUCGACUACGACGCUCGCAUCUAUCACAGAAAAUCCCAAUGGAAGCCAGCUAGGGAUCCCUCGCCUUACCCACGUAUGGCCAAGGCCGUUGACGAACGCGGCGAUGGCAUGAGAGGCCGUUCAGUCACAUUCAAGCUUCUACCUCAACUCAGCGAUGAGGAGCAACGUGGGCGAGCCUCAACCCGCACCGCUGUGCGAUCACGAAAGGCGACACCGCACCCAAAAGUGGCCCGGGGAGGACUUAUACCGCGCCCAAUGCUCCGCGACGAGCCUCUCGGAAGGCCGUCAUUCCUCAAACGUCGCUCAAGCUGUCCAGGGCCGUUUCCGAAGAAACCAAGACCCACCACAGGAUACCUUGAGCUCACCGUAGCUGGGUCUUCAACAAUACCCCAUACACACUCCAGCCCGCCUACGCCCGGUUUCACCUAUAUUCCAAAGGAUACGGCUUCUACAAUAACUAGGUCUCCGCCAACACCUGGCUUCACCUUUAUCUCCAAUGAUGGGUCUAUCAGGGAGACCGCAGCUUUCAGCAGCCUCGCAGAAUGGGACGGCCAGGACUACGAUAACUCGCACGGCCAAGAUCAGGGACAGGCGAGCACUAAUACCGAUGAUCUCCCUGAGGUGCCUGAGCCCUCGUUCUUCAAGAAAUGCUUGAUCCUCUUGCAGGUGAUAGACAACCCAAUGGUCUGCAAGGGCUGCGAGCUUGACAUCCACGCAUGUGAGUGUUCACAAUGA